AAACCCUAGCCGUUACCCAAGCAGCGGCGGCGCCGGGUGCACACUCCGACGUGAAAAUGCAGAUCUUCGUGAAGACCCUCACGGGGAAGACGAUCACUCUCGAGGUGGAGUCGUCGGACACCAUCGACAACGUUAAGGCAAAGAUCCAGGACAAGGAAGGGAUUCCCCCGGACCAGCAGCGCCUUAUCUUCGCUGGGAAGCAGCUCGAGGACGGCCGCACUCUCGCCGACUACAACAUCCAGAAGGAGUCCACCCUUCACCUCGUCCUCCGGCUCCGCGGCGGCGCCAAGAAGCGCAAGAAGAAGACCUACACCAAGCCCAAGAAGAUUAAGCACAAGAAGAAGAAAGUGAAGCUCGCUGUGCUGCAGUUCUACAAAGUCGACGAUUCGACUGGAAAGGUCACCAGGCUCCGCAAGGAGUGCCCCAACGCCGAGUGCGGCGCCGGCACCUUCAUGGCCAACCACUUUGACCGCCACUACUGCGGCAAGUGCGGCCUCACCUACGUCUACCAGAAGGCCCAAGGUGAGUAAGCAGUAACGGUUCCGGUGCUCGCUAGAAAUUCUAAGUAUCAAGCGGAAAAAAUUCAUCUUUUUUACUCCAUUAUGCUCUUAUGUUUAGUUGAUUUUCUACAGACCAAUAACCAGGACAUCCUUGUUUUCAGGAUCAUUUUGUUAUUUGUGAAUUCAAUGUUGGAUGAUUAAUUUGUAACUUUACUUCUCAAAGUUUGCAUUUUUUUUGCCUGUUCA
Messenger RNA from Zingiber officinale, 746 nucleotides. RefSeq names its product ubiquitin-40S ribosomal protein S27a-like. Gene Ontology annotation, cellular component: cytoplasm; ribosome; nucleus. The transcript has a single exon. Gene Ontology annotation, molecular function: ubiquitin protein ligase binding; protein tag activity; structural constituent of ribosome. Gene Ontology annotation, biological process: modification-dependent protein catabolic process; translation; protein ubiquitination. The coding region runs from base 57 to 530 and encodes 157 amino acids. The record is from RefSeq and is a predicted model, not a curated record. Lineage: Eukaryota; Viridiplantae; Streptophyta; Magnoliopsida; Zingiberales; Zingiberaceae.